AUGAAUAAUUCAAGAAUAACUAGAGGAAUAGAAAAAGAUGAAGGAGAAAGAACAACUUAAACUAGCCAAAUUAAGUAAUGAAUUAUAGAAUAAGAAAUUAGAAAAGGUAGAAUACUUAAAUGGAUGCAGGAGUUAUUGCAGACACAAAUUUCCCCUUUCUAAACCACCUUCUAGUUAGUAGCAAAAUAAACUAAAAACCACAUGAGGGAGGUAAUCUCAGGAUCUCUAUCUCUUAAGAAGGACAAUUAAUUAUCAUAAUAAUUUUGGAGCAACUAUGAUCCAGUAAAGUUUGAAAUUUCAUAAGAAGGAAGUUGGAUAGGUAUACUUUAAAAUUUAUAGGCCUAAUUGUUUAAGCAAAAGAUAUAAUUAUUAAUAAAGAAUUAAACUACUAUUUAAGAUUUUGUGAAUCUGAUCAAUACUCAUGAAAUAUAUAAAGGUAAUUGCAACAGGUUUUAGACCUAGGCGGCCCUAUAUUUAUAGUAGAAAGAAGAAUUAUUUAUAUAAAAGAAAACUUCAAACAUGCAAUACUAUUAGAUGGCUGAAUUCUGA
This is a messenger RNA of Paramecium octaurelia, 549 nucleotides long. NCBI's taxonomy places the organism in Eukaryota, Ciliophora, Oligohymenophorea, Peniculida, Parameciidae. The record is from the annotation of a GenBank genome assembly.